Messenger RNA from Pisolithus orientalis, 579 nucleotides. RefSeq lists its product as uncharacterized. The record is from RefSeq and is a predicted model, not a curated record. The transcript is spliced from 4 exons. NCBI's taxonomy places the organism in Eukaryota, Fungi, Basidiomycota, Agaricomycetes, Boletales, Pisolithaceae. The coding region runs from base 1 to 579 and encodes 192 amino acids.
AUGCCCACCACAUGCUUGCACUCAAUUCUGCACCACCUGCACUCCUUGUCUAGGCCUUCCUCCAGCCUUCCAUGGAAGUCCAAGGUGGAUAACUUAAUCCUUAAAGAAGUAUUGGAUAUCACAACAUUCUUCAAGAAAGAAGUGAAACAAUCAUGCUUAAUAUUGGGCCAGGAACUCACCAAGUUGAGAAACAAAAAACAAAAGGCAGAAAAGGCCCUCUCUAAGGCACAAGCAAUACAAGAAGAUCUUGAGGCAACAGUUCAACAGCUCAUGAUGCUGCUGCCAGGUGUGAGGGACUGGUUCCAUACCCACCUCAGAGAGCAACUUGAUGCUGAGUGGAGAAACAUACCUAAGCACCUGAAAUGGCAUCCCAUUACUGCCAAGACAUUAACAGAGCUGUAUGAUGGAAGAUAUCUCCAAGUUAUGUUGUAUGAUUGCCCUCUGUGCAAGGGGCCUGUGCAGACGAAACCUAUUGAAGUCAACAAUUUCAGUGACUUCCUUGCAUUAGCAAACAAUGUACUCAGGCAACCAAAGGACCAUGCCAUAGACAAUCCCCACCUACUGGAUCAGGAUAUCUGA